AUGUCACUGGAAGCCCUGACCACUGAAGCGCUCGCUGCGAUUGCAGCAGCUCAAGACCUGACUACACUCGACCAAGUACGAGUGCAAUUUACAGGGAAAAAAAGCCAGCUUGCGGAACAAUCUAAGGCACUUGGCAAAAUGGACCCUGAAGAGCGUAAAGUUCAGGGUGCUGCAAUUCAUGCAGUACGUGAAGCGAUCAGUGCAGCGUUGACUGAACGCCAAACUGAAUUACAGAAAGCUGAAUUAGAAUUAAAGCUAGCAAGUGAAACAAUCGAUAUUACUUUGCCUGGACGUGGGCAAGCUGUAGGAAGUAUUCAUCCCGUUACUCAGGUUCAAGAACGUAUUUGUCAAUUCUUUACCAAAGCGGGUUUUACUGUUGCGACAGGGCCAGAAGUUGAAGAUGAUUAUCACAACUUUGAAGCAUUGAAUAUUCCAGGACAUCAUCCUGCACGUGCGAUGCAUGAUACUUUUUACUUUGAUGCAAACCAUUUGCUACGCACCCAUACCUCAGGUGUACAAGUACGCACAAUGGAAAACUCGCAACCACCGAUUCGUAUCGUUUGUCCGGGGCGUGUUUAUCGCUGUGAUUCAGAUCAAACCCAUUCUCCAAUGUUCCAUCAAAUCGAAGGUUUAUACGUUGCUGAAAAUACCAGCUUCGCAGAAUUAAAAGGUUUGUUGAUUAAUUUGCUAAAUGAAUUUUUUGAGAAAGAUUUGAAAGUACGCUUCCGCCCAUCUUAUUUCCCAUUCACUGAGCCAAGUGCUGAGGUGGAUAUUAUGGAUGAGCGUGGUCGUUGGUUAGAGGUUUUGGGUUGCGGUAUGGUGCAUCCAAAUGUUCUACAAGCUGCGGGUAUUGAUCCUGAAAAAUAUAAAGGCUUUGCAUUUGGUCUUGGUGUAGAGCGUUUCGCAAUGUUGCGUUAUGGCAUCAAUGAUUUGCGUAUGUUCUACCAAAACGAUGUGCAAAUGAAAAUUAGCGAAAAUUGGCUUCGCACAUGGGUCAACCCAGCAAUUGAUAGCGAUACCUUGUCUGAUCAACUGACCAUGUUGGGACUUGAGGUGGAUGAACUGGUUCCCGCAGCUAAACCAUUUACAGGUGUGGUGAUUGGUGAAGUUUUAACUGUUGUACAGCAUCCUGAUGCAGAUCGUUUACGUGUCACCACAGUGAAUAUUGGUUCGGGUGAACCUUUGCAAAUCGUAUGUGGUGCACCAAAUGUACGUGCUGGAAUGAAAGUGCCAGUUGCAACCAUUGGUGCAGUGCUUCCGGGCGAUUUUAAAAUUAAAAAAGGCAAACUUCGUGGUGUUGAAUCACAAGGGAUGCUCUGCGGCGCUUCAGAAAUUGACCUUGAAGAUAAAAUUGACGGUCUGUUAGAACUUCCUACUGAUGCGCCUGUAGGCACAAAUAUUCGAGAAUAUUUAAAUCUUGAUGAUCAUGUGAUUGAUAUCAGCAUCACGCCAAACCGUGGUGACUGUUUUAGUAUUCGUGGGGUGGCGCGUGAAAUUGGGGUAAUUAACCAAUUGCCUGUAACCGCACCUGAAAUUCAAGAGCUUGCGGCUACGAUUGCUGAUCAGAAGCAAGUUGUUGUGACAACGGAUGGUUGCCCUCGUUACUUAGGACGUGUAAUUAAAAAUGUAAAUACCAAAGCAGCUACACCUGCAUGGAUGGAGCAAGCUCUAGCACGUUCAGGUAUUCGUCAACACAGUAUUCUUGUUGAUAUUACCAACUAUGUGCUUAUGGAACUUGGUCAACCGUUACAUGCGUUUGAUGGUGGUCAGGUUCAAGGUUCAGUGCAUGUGCGUCAGGCAAGUGCAAAUGAAAAGCUUGUUUUGUUAAAUGAACAAGAAAUUGAAUUGACCGAAGAUGUUAUGGUGAUUGCAGAUGAUGUAAAAGCAUUGGCGAUCGCAGGCAUCAUGGGUGGUUUGUCCUCAUCUGUAACAGAUGAAACCACUGAGAUUUUCCUUGAAUCUGCAUUCUUUGCACCAUUACAUAUCGCAGGGCGCGCACGUCGUUAUGGUUUGCAUACAGAUGCGUCACAACGUUAUGAACGUGGUGUGGACUUUGAAUUGCCUAUGAUCGCAAUGCAACGCGCUUCACAAUUGAUUCAAACUCUUGCAGGUGGUGAUUUCGGUCCAAUUACCGUAUCUGAAAAAACUGAAUUGUUGCCUAAACGUGAAGCAAUUGAGUUGAAUCAAGCGCAAGUGGAUCAAUUGCUGGGUUAUCAAGUUCCUACUGCAUUUAUUACAAAUGCGCUGCAACGUUUAGGUUGUGAUGUGACUGUAAAAGCUGAAGGUGAAUGGACUGUUGUACCACCAUCACAUCGUUACGAUAUGGCAAUUUAUCAAGAUUUAAUUGAAGAAGUUGCGCGUAUACAUGGUUAUGACAAUAUUCAAAUUAGUCUGCCAGUGAUUGAUGUAAAACUUGCUAAACAUCAGGAUCAAUUUGAACUGACUCAGUUACGUCAAACUUUAGUAACACUGGGUUAUCAAGAGGCGAUUAGUUUUAGUUUUGCAGAUUUAAAACUUGAAAAACAAUUGAAUUCACAAGUAAAUCCAUUGGCGCUUGCAAAUCCGAUUUCAAGUGAUUUGGCGGUCAUGCGUUCAACUUUACUUUCAAGCUUAAUUCCGUGUGUUCAGUACAAUAUCAAUCGUCAACAAAGUCGUGUGCGUUUCUUUGAGCUAGGGCUACGUUUUGAUUAUCAAAACGCGAAAAGUAUAGAAGAUUUGAAACAGAUUCCAACUUUGGCUAUGAUUGCUGUAGGAUCAAAACAAAUUGAAUCUUGGCAUGGAAAAGCUCAAGUUAUGGAUUUCUUUGAUCUCAAAGGCGAGGUCGAAGAAAUUUUAGCAGCUGGACGUGUUCACGUUGAAUAUGUUCGUUCUGAUCGUGAAUGGUUACAUCCAGGUCAGUCUGCGGAAAUUCUCGUGGAUGGGAAAUCAGUAGGCUAUUUAGGUCGUCUACAUCCAUCUUUGGAAAAUGCACUGGAUUUGAGCACAACUUGGAUCGCAGAGCUCGACCAAUCGGCUGUUUUGCAAACUUAUAAUUAUCACGAUUUCCAUCGGUUAGACGUGAUAUUGCGCUUAUUAAUGUUAGUGAAAUUCAGCAACUUAUCGAAAAAACGGGUGGAGAGCUUUUGGACUCUACUUGGUUAUUUGAUGUGUAUACAGGGCAAGGUGUUGAACAAGGUAAGCGCUCUUUGGCAUUUGCAUUGUUAUGGCAACAUCCAUCACGUACACUCGAAGAUGCUGAGAUUAAAUCCGGUAUGGAUCAUAUUAUUCAAAAGACACUUAUCAAGCGACAUUGAGGGCCUCAUGACAGCAUUAACAAAAGCAGAAAUGGCUGAUCAUUUAAGUGAGCUUACGAGUUUAAACCGUCGUGAAGCAAAACAAAUGGUCGAGUUGUUCUUUGACGAGAUUAGCCAAGCAUUAAUUGCUGGCGAACAAGUCAAACUUUCAGGUUUCGGAAAUUUUGAACUACGUGACAAACGUCAACGUCCAGGUCGAAAUCCUAAAACUGGAGAAGAGAUUCCAAUCUCAGCACGUCGAGUUGUAACUUUCCGUGCAGGUCAAAAAUUUAGACAACGUGUGGGUACAGAACAAGAAGAUUAA
This is a messenger RNA of Oppiella nova, 3597 nucleotides long. The record is from the annotation of a GenBank genome assembly. NCBI's taxonomy places the organism in Eukaryota, Metazoa, Arthropoda, Arachnida, Sarcoptiformes, Oppiidae.